Molecule: messenger RNA, 2199 nt
Organism: Coregonus clupeaformis (lake whitefish)
Lineage: Eukaryota; Metazoa; Chordata; Actinopteri; Salmoniformes; Salmonidae
Product: zinc finger SWIM domain-containing protein 7
Exons: 5
Coding region: 232-657 (141 amino acids)
Biological process (GO): double-strand break repair via homologous recombination
Cellular component (GO): Shu complex
Molecular function (GO): zinc ion binding
Source: RefSeq, a predicted model, not a curated record
CAUAGCUUACUUCCCAACCGAAGAAGAAAACAACAAAACAAGUUGGGUGUGUUAGCUAGCUAGCUAUGUUAUUAUUUUCUAUUUUCCCUGUAGUAAACUAAUAACUAAUAAGGUAAACAACUCAGUACUUUGACCAACCUAUAUCGAUACGUAGACCUCUGAUCAAUUUUGUAUCUCGUGCGCUUUACCCAUAAACCUUUUCUGGUAUAUUUGUUGUAGCUAAUUUAUGAGAUGCCUUCAUUUUUACCUACGGUGGCCGAACAACUCUUCAAAGACAUACAGAAGACAUACCAAGAGAAAACUCAAAUUCCUGAUGACCUGCUUAUUGCGCUGAGGUUUGUGUUUGGCUCCUGUGCCCUGCAGUCUUUGGACCUGGUGGACCAGCGCUCUGUCACCUGUGUCUCAUCCCCCAGUGGACGGAGAGCAUAUCAGGUGAUUGGAGGGUCAGGGCUGCUGUACACCUGCUACACCUCCUGUCACUACUGCUCCUGCCCAGCCUUCGCCUACGCUGUGCUCAGGAGGAACGAGAGCCUGCUGUGUAAGCACAUCCUGGCUGCCUACCUCAGUCAGGCCAUGGGGCUGUCCCAGCAGGAGACCCUGUCUGACCAGCAGAUGUCCAGCAUCCUCUCUGGGAGAGCAGUAAGAACUAACACGUAGAGCACCAGACCCCAGGUCACUCAUCCAGACCUACAUGUAGAACACCAGACCGCAGCUACAGACCCAAAGCACAGACACGUAGAGCACAACCCAACAGGUCAGUGAUCCUGACUCAAAGCCACACAGCACCAUCUGAGACCAACCUACUACAACACAUCUUGAGGAAAGACGUUAAAAAAGGCAAAGUCUACAGCUGCUGUAUGGUCUCCUCCAGUCUGUCUGCAUGUGUGAAGAUUACUUUUAUGGCUUUUAGGUCAUUGUGCUGUUCUUCUAGAACUCUGGUGUGGUUCUCUGCUUUCUGAAAAUCAAAAGUCAACAGAUGUUGCUGUUUUUUGUGAGUGUGUUUGUGUUCUUAAUCUGUUGCCAGAGAAUGUGCAUCUGUUCAUUGACUGUAUUUUAAGACUCCUUUUAUCUGAAGACAAGUCAGUCACCAUAUGGUGCUGCCUGCUGAAAGGGAACUGUAAAGUUAAGACAUUUUACUCAGUCCAGUCGUUCAGUGACCAGAGAGUACAAAUAUGUUUGUGUUUUGUAUAUUUAAGUAUUUGUUCUGAACUUAAAACAUUGUGAGCUAAAUAAAUGAAAAUUGUUAUAUGUAGGUUUGUAAACUCUUCCUGUAAGAAUAUGAGUCUGAUCUGUAACAAUAUGAACAUAGCUUUUAUUAACAAAAUAAUUCACCAUACAGAUUUCCUCAUGUUAAAUAGCAGUAUUGGUUUACAGUUGUAGUCAGUUGAGUGAAAUAAUAAUAAUUUGAGCAGGAAAAACAUUGAACAUCAUUGAAGCUCCAAUCAUUGACUGCACUGUUGGAGCUAGUAACAUAAGCAUUUCGCUGCACCUGCUAUAACACCUGCAAAUCUGUGUACGCGACCAAUAAACUUUGAUUUGAUUUGACGUGAACCACAGUUGACUGUUUAGGCUACUGAUUAUUGACAUCAAUACUGUAACACAUUUGCAAACACACAGGUUGGAAAACUACAUCAGCUUGUUCUUUAAUGUUUUUCUUCUUAAAUCGUUGGAAGGCAUCAUUCAGAAGUCACACUUGUUGAAGGCUUUACAACCCACAGUGUCUUGCAGGGUUGGGGCAGUUCCAUUUCAAUUCAAUCAACUCAGGAAGUAAACUGAAAUUCCAAUUCCACAUUUUUCUCAUUUAAGGAAAUUGGAUUUCAGUUUAUUUACUGAAUUUUGAUGGAAUUGAGCCCUUAUCUUGAUGCUAAGGUCACAUUUGAGUGAACAAAUAAUAGUAAUACCAGUACAAUGCAGUAUCCAAUGGAAUGUACUUGAAGUUUGGCACACUCCUAUAGUUUAGCCCUUGAAGUUGUAGAGAGGUGAAGGUUGAUGUGUAUGGUGAAGAAAUGAAAAACUAAGAAAUUAAACACAAUGGAAAUACUGUAUUUGUUGGACCCCUGUGCUAAGACAACGCUUGUCUUAUAUUCAUUAUAGAAGUUAAAGUGAUGCUACAGAGGUUUUGUAUAAUUUACAUUUUACAUUUUAGUCAUUUAGCAGACACUCUUAUCCAGAGCGACUUACAGUUAGUGAGUGCAUAAA